AAAAUAAGAAACUGUUUACUAUUAUAUUUUUGUAUACAUGUUUAAAUUUUUCCUCUAACCAGUCUGAUUCAUUCUUUGUCAUGCGCAAAGGGCUAAGUUAUCUACAAACCGGUCGUGCAACGAAAAUUAAAAAAUUCGUUAUUUUUUUAUGGCUUCUCAAGCGAGGGGAGGAAUUUAGAAAACGGCGUCUAGGGGUUGCUUGGGCUUGUACGGUCGCUUCGCGCUUGCGCGCGUAGUUCGCGCCACUGCUACGUCGCUUGCUAGCCAGAUGUUCUGAAAAGCUUCCUGUCGUCGUUUGAUAUCUCUGCAUUUUUAACUUGUUAAAAUAUUAUAAAAUGUGGACUAGGGACCUAAUUUUAUAUCUUUUACUAGUGAUUUAUUAGAUGUGUAAAUUGAUUAUGUGUUUUUGUAAAGUGUGACAAUUAACUGAAAGUUAUCGGGCGUCUCGAUAUCCACGAGUUCACUCGAGAGACGAAACCAACAAAGCGGCGGACAUUUUAUUUUGAGUACUCGAUAAUGUAGCGUUUGCGUCGAAAACAUUAAAUGUCGUUUUAUGGUUCUGUAUUCGAAUAUCGUUCGCUUACACCUUUUCGAUGCCGAGGGGGGUGAAGCGAGGGCAGGCGGAGGGCGAAGCUGAGGUGGUGGUACGCGUCGGGGCGUCUCCGUCGCAGACCACGCUCCUGGAUGACAGCCCGAGCCAGCCUAUCAGCUAUCACCUGCUAGAUCAUGGAUAUGGAGCCACGCCACAGCAUCAGAUACGGCGGGAGGCGCCCUCCGCACCGCCGAAGACUUCAGAAACGGUGAAACGGAGACUCAACCUUAGCGAAAGCAGUUCAGGAAGUCAGGGGCAUGUGGUGCCCAUGAAGGCGGACUUCAAGACACCCAAACAGAAACGAGUGAAGGUCCUCACGCCGUAUAGUCGCCCGUCCAGUUCUAUGAAAAAAUACACAGAACGCUCCAGGUUUGACACAUCAUUAGGUUUAUUAACAAAAAAGUUCGUAGCUCUGCUCAAGUCAUCGCCUAACGGAGUUUUAGAUCUGAACGUUGCGGCGGAAUACCUCUCGGUACAAAAACGUCGUAUCUACGAUAUAACAAAUGUGCUCGAGGGCAUUGGGAUUUUAGAAAAAAGAUCGAAAAACAAUAUACAAUGGAAAUGCGGUAUAGGCGCAGAAGGGUUAGGCGAAGAAAACCGCGUGCGUCGAUUGCGACGGCAAGUGGACGCUCUUGGUGUGAGAGAAGCGCGGGUGUGUCGAGCGUUGGCAGUGGCCGACCACGCCCUCAACCGUCUAUCGGAGGAGCAUGGCCAAAGGGCGUAUAUAACGUACGCGGACCUCCGCUCUAUACGCGAGUUUAAGAAUCAAACCGUUAUACCUAUAAAGGCGCCGGCGGAUAGCAAGCUUAAUGUCCCUCAUCCGGAUGAGGAGAAUGGCUACUCCAUCCACCUGAAGUCCUAUUCUGGAGAGAUUGAGGUGUACCUCUGUUCCAAGGAGCGGUCUUCAUCGUCAUCCCCGGUAAUACUACCAGCGGACCCGUUACUUGAGGAUAACAAGGCGUUACUCGCGCCCCUCGUCGCCCAAAUGCAAGCGAUGCCUUCAAGCUCUAUAAGCGCUAGUUUUACAACUCCAAUUAAGCGUGAGCCGGACAGCGACGAUGAUCAGGCGUGCAUGUCCCGCAGCCUUCCCGUACAAUCGCCCUGCGUCACGGAUCCCACUCUCCCAUUGCAUUCGAGGGCGUAUACGACGACUGUCGAUCUGCCUGCUGAUCAUUCCGGAGCCCGAGGCAGAUUGCGAAACGCUUUGAUCUCAGACAGCGACUUCGCCCCUAUGUUAGGUGGAGGACGGCAAUUGCUUCACAAUGAAGAGACGGAGCCGAUGGAGUUGGAGCCAUUCCUGGCCUUGGAGCCGCCGAUGUCGGCGACAGAUUACGGCUUCUGUCUCGAUCACGACGAAGGUCUCUCGGAGCUGUUUGACUUUGAAUUCUAGGCCCUUUCGAAGACACAAUCCCCGAUCUAUCUUCGAGACCUGACACUUUGUAUGCAAAAAUCACUUUCAGCUCUCGAAGCUGGAUUAUGGCUUGAGUCACGAAACGGGCGGUGUUUGUGUCACGUGUAAAUAUUGAACUAUUUUUACCCGGAUCGACGAAAAAGUUUCUACUUUUUUACCAUUGUAAUUUACGGGAUAGUUGUGAACUCUUGGAGUACCUCAAUCAGAAUCAACGAGUGUUUGCGGUUCGAAUGGGAAUGUAAACGCGCGGUCGUUUGUCGCACGUGGAGCAAUAAUUUCGAGCUAUUACGGAAGGAGGUCAAAGCCAAUAGUCAAAAGAUGAAAUCAAUUUAUUCCAAGUAUUGAUAAACCGCUCAAUGGCGAUUAUUCUAAACUCAACUUUUAUAAUUUUUAUUUUUCUAAAAUAUGUAAAUAAAAUUAUAUGUUUUUUUUGUAAUGUUUAAGUUUGCUCUGUUAACAAUAUGUGUAUUGGUGGAAUACAUAUCUGCGCUAAUAUUCAAAUCGUUCGACCUUUUUCUUAAAGUUCUUCUUUAAAACAUCUUCCGAUAGCGCUUCUGUAUUCAAUAUAGUUACCCACUUUCGAUAUUUUCAAUUGUAGAUGUGGGACAAAAUCUACAUAUUGAAGUCGCUAUUGGAAGUUAUAGAGUACCGCCGCAGGUCAAGUGUCCGUGUAGAUGAGGCCACGAGCGUGUACGUUCCCUUCCGCGGCCGCACUGUACAUAGUCUCGCUCAAAUCGGCCGCGGCAUGUACAUAUAAAGUAAUGAACGGUGAUAUCUUAGCGGCCUUCGAAUUUUACUUGUAAAGCUAGAAUAGGACCCGUCAAUGCUACGUUUGUUUCCAUGAUAUGGGACGCACCCGUUGCACGUAAUACGCUCGAGACGUGCGACUUUCAUUUCAUAACAGAAUUUAUCUUCGACUGACUUACAGAAAGAAUACUUAGGGUAAGAUUGAGAGUCGAGAAUUAUGUACUCACGUAUGCCAAAAUCUAAGUCUCACUUACCGAUUAGUCAAAUUGGACUUAAAAUAUGGGAGUCGUACUUGGGACUAAGCUUUGAUUCUGAAUCUCACCCUUAGUCGUAUAUGUAGGUAUUUAUUAAUUGAUUUUUGUUUUUUUUUUAAUUCAAAAAUAGGCAUUUGAUGCUAGAAUAUGUGAGUAAAGGGUCUAUUUUGGUAUGACAUGUAAAUAUGACGGGUCGUUAAGUUUAAAUACAAAAGUAUAUUGAGCCCAAUAAAAAACUAUUCGUAAUCUCGCAACAGGUGCGUCUCACUUCAAAAUAUAAGCCACACGCGACUAUUGUUUGCCAAAUAUUUAGUUAACAUUUCGGUUAUGUUAAGCUUCACGUUUAGUUGUCACUGUAAAUACGGGCGGGGCGGGGUCGUCGCAUAGUUUAUUAUUUCAAGUAUCAUUUGUAGUACAAAAUGUAAAAAACUGAAACCGUCUCGUAAUGUUAGUGCAUUCGACAUUGUUGCGAAUAUAAGGUUUAUUUUGUCUGUUUGUCCCUCACAAAAGAGAAAAGCAAAAUAAGCUUAUGAGUUCUUCAGUAUUAAUGUUUGUAGUAAUUGUUGAAUAUAGCAGUUAUUAUACCUUCAUAAUCAAUGCAGCGAUAUAGCGUCAAGGUACGUGAAAUGAAGUUUUUAUUUUUAUAAUAUUAGGGUUGAUGUUUAGGAUUCCCUAAAGCUAAAGAAAGUAUAAGCGCUACUCAAGCAGAUAAACAAACAAAAUUUGAUUUAUUAUGGCUCUAUUGAAAUCUUCCGGUCUUAUAUUCGCAACGUUGUUAUCGUGCGACGCCCUCACUCCGAUUAGUGUACAGCACAAAAUUGUAAAAACUUAUAAAUAAGUGCAUAUCAAAAUAAAAUAUUUUAGCGUUAAAUGCACGUGCGUAUGUUGAAUGGGUGAAGGCGAUCAUGGGACCUGUGCCGCUAUUCUGUUACUUCCAAUAGCGAUUGUGAUACCGAAGUUGUUAAUGCAAUUGAAUUAUCAAAACUCUAGUAUGAUGUCGCAAAUUUGGAAUUGCGCUGUCCAAGAGUUAAAGAGGAUAGCAAUCGUUAUGGCUGUUGGGAUUAACAGAGUAGCGGCGCUGCUGGUAAUUGAACUUUUAGCUAUCUCUAAGCUCGCUAUGUUAAGCCAUGAAGUCUUGUUUGUGGGUAUACGAAUUCUGAUGAACAAAUACUAUUAAAUAAAUAGAUAUUGCUAUAUAGACUUAAAAAGGUCAUUGAAACCGAAAUUGGAGACUAACUAACAUUUGGGAUAAGACGCGUUGUUAUUUGCGUUAAAUACGUAUUGUAUUUAGAGAGAACAUCAGAAUUACUUUCAUUAAAAAAAACUGAGAAAUGUUGGCUUUGCAUAGCAAUCUUUGGUGAUGAAAAAGGUUGUUUUAUUUUCCCUUCAGAGAGGACUAAAUAUUGCUAGGCCUUAUAAGUUGACGUCGAACGAAAAUCGUAUUUCGCGAUAUAUAUUUGUAAGGGCAAGAAAAUUCGCUUCGAAGUCAACAAUAAGCCGCCUGUAAGAGAUUUCGUUAGAUUUUGUUGCGAUGUUACGUUUUGGUUCCGAGUCCCGCCAGACACUUUGUUAAAUCGUUUGUCUUCAUUAAUAACUAAUUAAAUAAGUAAUGAAUUUCCACUAUUGUAUAUUUUCCUUAAAUUAGUUUAAAAUUCAUUAAUUUUAUUUAUGAAAAAUUCGAAUUGUAAUAGCAAAGAUUUCGUUUAGAUUUUAUUGUUGUUUUAAAAUAUUAAGUGAUCGAGUAAUGGUGAGGUCACGUAUGCGAUUUAUUAUACUUUUAAUUUUUAAUUUUGUUGAGGAGUUGGGAGAUAUUAUUUUAUCGUAGGAUUUUUGCAAAUCGUUUGUGACACAUAUUCAGGGGCCAACGAUACGAAAAAGGAAGUACAAAUUAAUUUUUUUUUGUAUUCUAAUACUAUCUAAUUGGUAUCACAUUGUAUUAUUUAUUACUUUCACUGUCUUCUGUUGAUUUGGAUUAUUUUUGAUCAGUCGGAGCAGAAAUAUUAAAGAAAUUGAUCAAAUAUGCGCCACAAUGUUAUGAGGAUCAAUUAGAAAAAAAAAUUAUAAUAUAAAAAACUUUCAAAGCCUAAAAGUCAAUCAAAUUUAAGAGCUGCUGAAAUUUGUCUUCGAAAUCUCUUUUUCUGUAGCUUUUAAAUUUGAAUGACCUGCUGACUUUGAGAAAAAUAGCUUCGUCUCGAUUGAGAAAAAGUAACAUAUAAAACGCACAUAAUCAGUUAACAAUUGGAAAAUACUGAUAUAAUUUUGUAUAGAAAGAAGUCUUGGAAUAUAAAUAGAGCCAUACGAGUUCUACGUACAUUCAAGUACUUCAAAUAGUGAUUGGUUCCGUAUAGCUCGAACGCGCACCUAUGAACCAUUGAAUCAAAACUUUGAUUUUGAAGUGGUUAAUAUUGAGAUUAGUAUAUUUCGAACGAUAUGUUUGGAGGCAAAUUUUGAAUUGUCUGUUGAUGCACUUAUGUGCGAACCUGUGCCUGGUUGUAAAACCGAUUGUCAAGGACCUCAUACGUUACGCUUAUCUAGGAUGUAUAAACAGUUCAUUGAACUUUCCGUCUGCAAUUAACUGGCAGAGAAUAAACAAAACAACGAUUUCUUGUGAGAAAUGCGUCGUGUUGACGUUCCACAGGGUCCUAAUGUACAUUCGAUUUGAUAGUAACUGUUUGUUCUAGAUGAUUACUAGCAAUUAUUUCUAUGGUUUAAAUGUAAACAUAGGCGUGCGCGCAUUGUCGAAUUGAGAAUGAACAGUUAUUAUACAAGUCGUUAGUUUGUAACAGUUCGAUUUUGUUUACGUCUGACGCGGGAUUAUCAAUUUGUAUAGUUUUGUUCACUGUCACAAUGUGUACUUAUUUCUACUUCCAAAAAGCCUAUCAAAUGGUAUUUAGUUAACUCGCUUAGUGAUGAAAAUUUUUGGAUGGUAUGUUUUUGUGUAUAAUUUUAUCUGGUUUAUAAAUGGUGCAAUGUUAUACUGUAUUUAUGGAGUGCUUGUGAGAUGUGUCGUGAGACUGAUCCGGUCGGUUUUUGUGUUGGAAGACUGAGGUUGAUUAUUCCAGUAUCAAACGUGCGAGUUAUUUGUUGAUUGAAUUUAAAUAUAAAGUCAUAUAUAUAGUUAGGUUAUAUUUUUUAAUAAAUAUAAUAUUGAGAUAUGUAAUAUA
This is a messenger RNA of Pieris napi, 6168 nucleotides long. It is a transcript of the gene E2f1, whose product is annotated as transcription factor E2F5. Gene Ontology annotation, molecular function: DNA-binding transcription factor activity, RNA polymerase II-specific; protein dimerization activity; RNA polymerase II cis-regulatory region sequence-specific DNA binding. The record is from RefSeq and is a predicted model, not a curated record. The transcript is spliced from 10 exons. The coding region runs from base 594 to 1982 and encodes 462 amino acids. Gene Ontology annotation, biological process: regulation of transcription by RNA polymerase II. NCBI's taxonomy places the organism in Eukaryota, Metazoa, Arthropoda, Insecta, Lepidoptera, Pieridae. Gene Ontology annotation, cellular component: RNA polymerase II transcription regulator complex.